AUGUGUAGCAAUUGGGCUCAAAUUCUCUGCUUCUAAUUUAUAGGUCAUCAAAACAUCAAACCUGAUGUAGCUUUCGAGCUAGACCAGCAAGAGUCAUGGAUAAUGGAUGAAGAAAGUCUAAGUCAAAACUUUUUAGAAAUUUGGCUACACAGUUAUUCUGAACUAUGGCCUCAAGAUAAAGAAGACAAGCUUAAAAGAAUGGAGAGAUGCAAUGGAGAUAAUGUUUUGAAGGAAAUAUGUCAAUCAAGUAUGAUCUAUUUAGAAAUGAGAUUCCAUAUUUGUGGUACAUGUGAAGAAAGCCUAAAAAAUCCUUUAAUUUUUUUUUAUUCCAAAAAGUAACUGUGAAAGAAAAAAAAUAAAGUCAGUAAGAAAUUAUUAUUUUAUCUAAAAUUUGACAGACCCAACAGUAAAAGAAAAUCCCAUGAUUGUAAUAAGUAUAGAAAAUCAAACAGUAAUGAGUCACAGCUCAUUACAAAUCAAAUGACGCAUUCAGGAAUCUUUUUAUGUAUGGAGUGUGGUAGAAUUUUUAACAGGAAACCACAGCUUAUUGUACACCAGCGAAAUCAUGCCAGAGAGGAGCCCUAUCAGUGCAAUGGAUGUGGGGAAACUUUUGCACAAAAGUCCCUGCUUGCUGUUCACCAAAAACCUCACUCAGUAGAAGAACCAGAUGGUUGUGAUGAACGUGAGAAGGCUUUCAAUGGGAAAUUCUUGGUCAUUCAGCAGCAGAGAACUCAUCCUGGACAGAAGCCCUGUACACGUGCAGAAGCCUACAGCAGGAAACCACAGCAAAACAGGCAGGAGAUGGUUCCCACAAUAAAUAAGCCUCAUCGUUGCAGUGAUUGUGGGAAGGCUUUCUCUCAGAAAUCGAAACUUAUCAUUCAUCGAAGAACACAUACAGGAGAAAAACCCUAUAAAUGUAGUGAGUGUAGAAAAGCUUUCUUUCGGAAUUCACAACUUAUUACUCAUGGGAGGUCACAUAGAGGGAAAAAAACUUACGUGUGUGGUGAAUGUAAAAAAGCCUUCAGGAGGAACUCACUUCUUAUUAGGCAUCAAAGGAUUCACACAGGAAAGAAACCACAUGGAAGCAGGGAAUGUGGUGGGGUCUUCAGCAGAAAGCCACAACUUGCUAAACAUUGCAUGACCCAGACAGGAGAGAAGAAAUAUGAGGGUUAUGACUGUGAAGAAGUCUUUUUCAAGAAGUCACAGUUAAUGAGACAUCAAAAAAGUCACUUAGGCGAGAAGCUGCAUAGGUGUGCUGAGUGGGGAAAAACUUUCCCUGGAAGGUCAUCGCUCCUGACACAUCAGAGGACUCACACUGGGGAGAAACCUUACAAAUGCAAUCUGUGUGGAAGGGCCUUCUCCCAGAGGUCAAGUGUAAUAUCACACCAGAGAACACACACGGGUGAGAAACCCUUCAAAUGCGGUGACAGUGGGAAAGCUUUCACUGAGAAGUCAAGCCUCCUUCAUCACAAGAGAACCCACACUGGGGAAAAGCCCUUUGAAUGCAGUGACUGUGGGAAAGCCUUUGCAUGGAAGCCACAGCUCCUUCGGCACCAGAGAAUUCACACGGGGGAGAAACCCUUUGAAUGCAGUGAGUGUGGGAAGGCGUUUGUUCAAAAGGUGCAACUCAUUAAGCAUCAGAGACAUCAUACAGGAGAGAAGACCUAGAAAUGCAGUGGUUGUGAAAAAGCUUUUUUUGAGAAGACACAGCUUAUGAUCCAUCAGAAAAUCCAUACGGGAGAGAGGCCUUAUACUUGUGGUGAAUGUGGGAGAUCUUUCACUAGAAAAUCACAUCUAAUGAGGCAUGAGCCAAUUCAUACAAGAGAUAAGUGCUAUAGGUGCAGUCAGUGUGGUAGUAUCUUCAACAAGAAGUCACACCUUAUCAGACAUCAAAAGGAUCAUAUAGGAAAGGCCAUAUAA
Messenger RNA from Mastomys coucha (southern multimammate mouse), 1920 nucleotides. RefSeq names its product zinc finger protein 605 (gene Znf605). The record is from RefSeq and is a predicted model, not a curated record. Gene Ontology annotation, biological process: regulation of DNA-templated transcription. Gene Ontology annotation, molecular function: RNA polymerase II cis-regulatory region sequence-specific DNA binding; DNA-binding transcription factor activity, RNA polymerase II-specific. Lineage: Eukaryota; Metazoa; Chordata; Mammalia; Rodentia; Muridae.